AUGUUUAAAGCAGCAGUAGUGCUUUCUCAGCAAUAUAAUAUGACAGUACAAGGACAAUUCAUUGGAUGGCAAUCAACAGAAACUGGUGGUGACGCAAUAGGUGCUCUCGGCAAUACGUGCUUAAUAAUGUCGACUUCAAACAUCGUCGGCAUUGUGGGUCCAGAAUUAUCAAGGGAAGCUGAGACUAUUGCUUCUUUUGCUAAAACAGUUGGUAUUCCUGCAAUAUCAUAUGCUGCAACCGCUCCUGAUCUAUCUAGUAGAAGUACAUACCCCGCAUUUUAUCGCACAGUUCCUUCGGAUACUAUGGCCGCAUCAUCAAUUGUAAAACUGUUCAACCGGUUUAAUUGGACAUCAUGCAUAAUUAUCUAUCAAAAGGAUGAAUAUGGAACGGGUGCCAUGAACGCAAUAAACGAGGCAUUUAAUGACAAUGGAUUGUUAGUCAGGGAUAUAUUUGCGUUUGAUAUUGUGACACUCACUUAUUCGAGUGACAUAAUAAGUGGUUUAACCAGUGAUGCUGCACGAAUUGUAAUACUAUGGACAGAGACAACAUAUACAUCUUUAAUUUUACAAUACGCACUUGAUAAUGAUCUGCUUGGUCCACAAUUCGUAUGGAUAUUAAGCUCAAGUGUUUCGAUGGAUUCGUUUAACCAAACAUCGUAUCAAAACUUAAUUGGAAUGCUUACUGUAGAACCGGUAGUAGGAAGUGUUGUCAAUGCUCUAGUAAAUACAACGUUGUUAAAUGCAGCAUUUAAUAUCUGGCAGCAGUAUGAGCUAGAGUCGUUUCCUGGACCGACGAAAGUGAAUGACUAUGGUCUGUUUGCAUUUGAUGCGGCUUGGGCUUUGAUCCAAUCAUUGCAACAACUUUGCUCAACAACUACUAAUAGUUCUUCCUCAUGUAUACCAGUUGUCAACAGUUCAUUCUGUUUUGAUCGUCGUUUUCUCAACGCUGACUCUUUUUUUAACAUACUCACUAAUACUGAAUUCCUUGGUGUAUCUGGUCCUAUACAGUUUAGUGUCAAUGUAACAGAUCGAAUAAGUGGUACUUAUUAUAUUGUGCAAAACGUUCAGCCUUCUGCAAAUGGCGUGGAUUUCAUACCAGUAUUGAAAUGGUCUGGUUCCGGCGAAUGGGACCCGUAUACACUAAGCAAUGUAAUUGUGUGGCCUGGUAAUUCAUUAACAACUCCUAGUGGUAAAGCAGUACUUUCAGGUGUAACCUUACGAAUUGGUGUAAUUGUGGCAGCUCCAUUCAUAAUGGCUACAAAUGUGACAGAUGAAUAUGGAAAUACCACGAUACAGGUGACUGGCUAUUGCAAAGAUCUUAUUGAUCUUUUACAAAAUGCAAUGGGAUUUACGCCUGAAAUAAUAGUAGCGCCAUUAAAUCAGACCUAUUCAGGGUUAAUCAUA
Molecule: messenger RNA, 1404 nt
Organism: Didymodactylos carnosus
Lineage: Eukaryota; Metazoa; Rotifera; Eurotatoria; Philodinida; Philodinidae
Source: the annotation of a GenBank genome assembly